This is a messenger RNA of Temnothorax curvispinosus, 3827 nucleotides long. RefSeq lists its product as uncharacterized. The coding region runs from base 2725 to 3609 and encodes 294 amino acids. The record is from RefSeq and is a predicted model, not a curated record. NCBI's taxonomy places the organism in Eukaryota, Metazoa, Arthropoda, Insecta, Hymenoptera, Formicidae. The transcript is spliced from 3 exons.
GUGUCAGAAGUCAAAUCUAAUCUCAAAGAUCGAGAUGCAGUUUCCUUUAACGCUGUACCGGCAAUGAGACGACGAGGUAUUUUCCAGUCGGCUAAUGCAAAAUCGAAAAACGAAAACAUUUUCCCCCUCGGAAACGUUUGCGCCUGAAGGAUUAACAAACGCUGGAAUUACGCAAUUGCCGUAAUUAUCGAUUGCGACAACGUAUAAAAGGUUCUGCCUUGUUUAGCCCGUUUCCUUGGAGUUAUCGACUCUACUUUCUCUCGACUGCGUAAAAAAUUAUUGUAUUCCGCAAUAUCCGUUAGUUAUGACACGUGCAGGCGCGCUGCUUACGUAUCUCCGUGUAUCUCUGCAUAGAGCGUAAACGGUUAUUGAUGGAUAGGUUGCGACCAAGUUUACGGAACAUCGUGGCUGCGGAUAGUUGAGAACCGUACGCGACCGUAUACGCGAUUCGCGUGUUUAUAUGUGUGUACGUAUUCAUCACGAAUCCUAUAAUUACGAUCCGAGAUGUCAGAUUGCUUGAUUAAGUUAGCGUCGUCGAUCCGUAAAUUUACCGGCUUAAAUCGGAUUCCUUCAUAUACGUCAAAAUUUCACAUUUCACAGGCAAACGCGUUAUUUCUAUGCCGUAUAAGUUUUACACACUUCAGAAAAUCUCAUUCCUUAUUAUUAACGAAGAAAAUAACGCGAUUAUCUUGUUAAUGAGAUGGAAGGAUUGCGUCGGCUUUGAAAGAACAAUUCAAUUUGCAGGAGCUGUAGAAGCGAAUUUUAAUUAAUGAGAGCGCACGAUUUCAAGAGCAGGACCGUUCGGAGUGUGAAAUCCGAUGAGUCAAGCCGAGGUCGAGGCGAUAUUUUGAUAUUCGCCCAUUGUGUCACGUAGCGCGCAAUGUUAUAACAAAUGUGAACGCACGGCGCGCGCGGCGUUUAGCGAUUGCGAGAGAGGAAUCACGGUAUAGUGUUGUGCAAAUAACGUGGGCGAUUUACGUGGGUCGAUCCCUCGAUCCGAAACGGCGGCGUGUGCCGUCUAUCUCCUGGCACCGAGCCUCUCGACCGCCGAGGAAUGAAGAAAUCGAAAUUCGAGUUUUUCUCACGGCGCUCGCUUUCUCGUUGCAAAAUCGAAAACGUCACGCGCGCGAGAUUUGCCCCUGAAAGAAGAAGAAGACAAAGAAAGAACGGCGUUUUAAAAAAACGGUCGAUCGAUUCCUUAAUCGAUUACGCGAAUUGGAAAGCACGUCUCGAAAUUAAUUAGCGGCACUUUUAACAAUUUGCGGAGUCGGCAACUAACGUAGCGAAAAAAAAAAACAGAGAGAAAGAGGAGAUAUUUUAUAGAAUUUUCGAGGACAGCACGACGAGGUGUGCGCGAUCUUACUUGUGCGAGAUCGACGUACGAUUUGGUUUACGAUCGCGAAGAUAGGAAGACGGCGCGGGCGCGAGAGAGAUGAUCGCGUGGGAAGCGAUCGGGAUCGCUGUGAAUCCUUAUAGGUCGGGGAAACGAGGACGGAGGAGUGCUGCCUGUGGUUGGCUUUGCUCGUGUGAAGUUCUGUGAAAGGGUGCGCGCUAAUUGCGAAAACCAGGUAGCCCGGCCGGCGCGCUCGCCGUUGUUGGAUAUUCGUUAGCGCGCGCGCGCGCGAGGCGUUAGAGAUUGGGCCUUAAUUGUUCCAGCUCGACUGGAUGCUCGAAUCCAACCCAUCUGGCGCGUUCUCGGCGCACGGUAGAAAAUCUCAUUGACGCUCAAAUAGAAAACCUAAUCGAGAUAGCGAAUAAAUCUCCGGCCGCAUAGAUUCGCCGGCAAUCAGGGAGCCGGCGGCGUGACGGGUUUGUGCAUUUCUUCGAAGACACGCGUGGAAAAUUGAAUUCUUACGCGUCCGUGCGGAAAGUUAAUCGAGAUGACGAAUGAAGUCGUAGGGGCUGCGAAUUCGGUAUAUGAAUCCGUGGGAAUUAGGAAGCGCAUAACGGUGACCCCGUUGGAUUCUGUUCGAGAUGAAGCGUGGAAGGUUUUGCCGAUGCUUGAAUGUAGAGUUAAUUGAAUUAGGCACGAGAUGAUCGCGUAGGAAAUUCCGUCGAGCGAGGUCUUAAUCGAAAAACGUGAACUCGUAUAAAUUCAAAGUGAGUCUGUUCUUAUGAUAAUUAAAAAACGUCAUUCACCUUCGACACGCGUGAAUAAUUCAAUCGCUGCGCGCGAUUGAACAAUUAAUUGAAACUAAUUAGAAAUUAUAUAAAGAAAUUAUACAUGAAGCUACGAAGCCAUAAAUUAACAUUAAUCGGGAAAAUGUCGUGAUGUCGUGCGUGAAAAAUAUAAUCGAAUGGGAAACUAAGUGAAUCAAUCGCGAUUUAGUCGCGUGAAGAAUUUUAAUCGCGUUUAAUUGAAAAAUUAAUUGUUAUGGAUUGAAAAGUAGGACGUACGAGCUUGACGUAAAUUCAGACAGUCGUGGCGACACAUUCAAUUGAAAAGUUAAUUGUUAUGGAUUGAGAAGUAGGGAGUACGAGCUUGACAGUUGAAAUCAGACAGUUGAAAAACCGUCGUGGCGACACGAGAGAAAUUUUUAAUCGACACUCAAGUGGUUGAAGUGAAUUUACGGCGAUAGGAAACCGUCGCGUGACGUUCUCUCGUUUUGACGAAACGCGCGUGCUUCCGCAGCUGGGAGCUGCGCAUGAAUCGCAGGACGGGCCAAGCAAGCGCGACCACGUGAAGAGUACCACCGCGAUCCGGUUACGCGCCUCAUCGUCAUCAUGGUGGUGUCACAUCGCGAGUCCAGCAUCUCGUCGAACAUACGGGCGAUAAUCGAGCAGCUGAACCUGAACCCGGUGGAGAGACGCCGGCUGAUCGACAAGACCAGGCAUCAGGGCGGCAACGAGCGAUGCAAGAGCUUCUCGGACGGGAUAGUGGUGGAGUCGCAAGCGCCGAAGAUCAGCAUCGGCGUUUACGGUUGCAAGGACCGGAGCGCCGAGUACGAGAUACCGAGCCCGAUCAGCAAGACCGUGAUCGCGGCGCGCAAGAUCGAGAUCGAACGGUCGAGAUCGAAGGCGGAGACGCGGCAGAGACUCUCCACGCAGAAGAAGGACGCGCACUCCGCGUGCCAGGUGAAGAAAGAAGCGCCCGCCGCGCCGGUGAAGAGAGAAUCGCGGGCGGAACACGCGAACGAGGGGAAGUUUGAGUGCCAGCCGAUAGUGACGAUCGGAUGCUACACUAAGGAUACUUGCUUCAUCAAGGAUACUUCCUUAACCAAGGAUACUUCCUUCACCAAGGAUACUUCCUUCACCAAGGAUACUUCCUUCACCAAGGAUACUUCCUUUACCAAGGAUACGUCCCUUAACAAGGAUGAGAGCCGAGCGAGACCGACGACGAUGCCUGUACCGACGAAGACUCCACCGAAAGGGCAACGGGCGGCGAUCAAAGGAGAACACGUUGCUCGAAUUGACGUCACGAUCGAGGACAAGGUCGCGGACGUGUCGACGGUGUCGAUCAGACCGUCGUACAAGAUCGAGGAUCGUCUAAGAUCGCGGCAGCCAGAUACCACGGCGAGCGUCAGGAUCCAUCGAGCUGCGAGGGAACCGACGACGAUCGUGAGGGAACAGCCUCGCGUCGAGGACACGGUCGAGGUAAUCGAUCGGUAGCGACUACCUCCUUAAAUAUCGCCCUGAAUGUUCCAUAAGAAAAAUUAAUUGAACGUUUUAUUUGCCGAGUUGAUCGAUUUAUAUUUUUUAUGAAGUGAGAUUUGUAAUGAUUCGUCGAAAUGUCGCUGAAAGAAAAAGUAAGAUUUUUAUUAAUAAUGUUUAAGAGCGACUGGGAGGGAUAUCUACAUUUUAUAUGAUAUCUAUAAUAUUUACAUAAU